This is a messenger RNA of Phodopus roborovskii (desert hamster), 532 nucleotides long. RefSeq names its product ankyrin repeat domain 37 (gene Ankrd37). The transcript has 4 exons. NCBI's taxonomy places the organism in Eukaryota, Metazoa, Chordata, Mammalia, Rodentia, Cricetidae. The coding region runs from base 65 to 532 and encodes 155 amino acids. The record is from RefSeq and is a predicted model, not a curated record. Gene Ontology annotation, molecular function: protein binding.
AGUGUGCAGCCAGUGUAUCCUCUCUGCACUCCCGGGGACUCUUGUCAUCAGCUUUAAGUGGGCGAUGCUGUUGCUUAAUUGCAACCUGGAGGACGGUGGCCUCAAGAAUUUGCUGGAAACAGGAGCAUCAGUCAAUGCACCCCCGGACCCCCAUGAGCAGUCUCCUGUUCACCUAGCUGCUGGUGGUGGCCUUGCUUGCUUUCUUCUCUGGCAGCUGCAAACAGGCGCUGACCUCAACCAACAGGAUGCUUUGGGAGAAACUCCACUCCACAAGGCAGCAAAAGUUGGAAGCCUGGAAUGCCUUAGCCUCCUUGUGGCCAGUGAUGUGCAGAUUGACUUAUGUAAUAAGAAUGGGCAAACAGCUGAAGAUCUGGCUUGGUCAUAUGGAUUUCCAGAAUGCGCCAGGUAUCUAACAAUGAUUAAAUGUAUGCAGACAACAGAGUCAUCAAGUGGUCCCUGUGCUCCACUACUCAGACAGAAGCGAAGUUUAACAAGUGUGGAGGACAGAGCCCUGAAGAGGAAGUGUUGGUAA